UUCAAAAUGAACUACAGUUUGGUGGGUUCCAAUGACAGGGCCCUUGAAGAUGUUUCAGUAUUUGGCUGGGAGGCGUUUCUACAGUCUAUUGAAGAUGGUGACAUUGAUGUAACAUUAUCAGAAGUUAUUGCCUUUGUGACGGGGGCUGACUGUUUCCCACCUUGUGGAUUUUCGAAGUUGAUAGAUGUGGACUUCUACACUUGUGAAGGCAGACUUCCAUCAGCUUCCACUUGUGCUCUCCAGCUGUGGUUACCAAGAGUCAAUAACCCUGAUAUGAUUUCCAAACUUAUGUACAGGGCUUUAAAGGAAUCAUAUGGUUUUAUGAAAAUUUAGGUUAUAUGGUUUAGUUUGGUGGAUGUACAUUAUUGUGUUGUAAAGGAAGUAACAUGUAGGCAGAAAAAUAGUUAAUGGCUUUUCUGA
This is a messenger RNA of Dreissena polymorpha, 420 nucleotides long. RefSeq names its product G2/M phase-specific E3 ubiquitin-protein ligase-like. NCBI's taxonomy places the organism in Eukaryota, Metazoa, Mollusca, Bivalvia, Myida, Dreissenidae. Bases 7 to 333 code for a protein of 108 amino acids. The record is from RefSeq and is a predicted model, not a curated record. The transcript has 2 exons. Gene Ontology annotation, molecular function: ubiquitin-protein transferase activity.